Eupeodes corollae is the source of this 2939-nucleotide messenger RNA. It is a transcript of the gene Ccdc39, whose product is annotated as coiled-coil domain-containing protein 39. Gene Ontology annotation, cellular component: axoneme. The record is from RefSeq and is a predicted model, not a curated record. Gene Ontology annotation, biological process: inner dynein arm assembly; cilium movement; cilium-dependent cell motility. The transcript is spliced from 10 exons. Lineage: Eukaryota; Metazoa; Arthropoda; Insecta; Diptera; Syrphidae. The coding region runs from base 86 to 2899 and encodes 937 amino acids.
AAUGUUUAUCAUUUCAGUUUUUGAAUAAUUUGAACAAGUUCCUGUCAAUUCUGUGAAUUAUUUAGAUAAUUUAUCUAUUGAAAAGAUGUCUUCUAAUUACAUCCAUGAGAUAGCCCUUUCAAUGGGUUUUUCUCUUAAUAAGGAACUUCCAAUGGCCAAUGAAGAAAACAAGCAACUUCUACUUCUAAUUGAUAAUUUAAAUGAAGAAAAAUCUUUAUUGCAAAUAAAUGUACAGAAUUUCAAUGAACGAGCCCAGAGGUUAAUUAAUCAUGCAAAGAACUCAGAAGUAACUCAUGCCCAAAAUAUGAGUCUAAUUUACGCCUAUCAAUCGGAUAUGAGGACGGAGCAACACAUGUGCAAAAUUGCUGAGCGGGAAAUUUCAAAGUUAAAAAUUGAUUUGAAAGAAAUCCAACAAGAAGAAGCAGCACUUUGUCAAUAUGAAGAUACAACAGAAAAUGACAUCAAAAAUAGAAACAAGACUAUUUUUAACCUAAGCAACCGCAUAAAUUGGUUAAAGGCAGCCUUAAUCGAAUGGCGUCAAUGCAUGGAAGAAGGGAACGAAGCCAAUCAACUUAUUGAAAAAUAUUGCAAAGAUGAUCAUAAAAAAUACUUGACCGUUGAGACCAAACGUCGAAUUCUUCAGAACGCAAUCAACAAAAAACGCCAAACCUUGAUAGAUUUUGUAGAAGAACAAAAAUCCCUGGAACAAAAUCUUGAUCGGACGGCAAAUCUAUAUCGAAACUCUCAUGCUGAACGCAGAGAAAUGGUGGACACAUGGAAAACGGCUGUUGGCCAGAUGAAUCAAAGAGAACAGGAUAUUCUUAAUACCGAAGCUGAGUUUGAAAGAGUUCUUGAAAAUUGUCUUAUAAAAGAGGCCAAACUUAAAGCUGAAGAAGCCAAAUUAGACGAAAUGAUUGCCAAUAAUAGAGAAGUUGAGGAAAGAAUCGAUGAGUUGAAUGAUGAAACGUCUGAUUUAAAGGACAAAUUGCAAAGUCUUCUUGAUUUAGUAGCGUUGAGAGACAAUGAAGUAGAUAUUUUGAAAAAAGAGCUCCAUGGUUUAGCCAAUAGGGUUCAACAGCAACGUCAGAAAAACCGACAAGAUGUCCAACGCAAAUCAGACAAGGAAAAUGAGUUAUCUAAUUGCAUUGAAGGAAAUAAAAAACUUAAGAAAAGCCAUGAGAAUCUUAAUAACAAGAAUAUGAAUGCCCAAGAACGACUUCGUGUUCUCGAGGAAAUGAUUGAAUCCGAGGAAAACACCAAAGCAAAACUUUCUCAAGAAACAACAAGAAUGAAUGAACUUCUAUAUCGUACACAGCAACAUUUAGUAAAGUUUAAAGAUGACGAAAAAUUACUGGAAGUUGAAAAUGCAGGGAUUCGCUUAAACAUUGCAGCAAUGAAAAAAAGUAUUAAGGAAACCAAAAAAAUAUUGGAUAAACGAACCGAGUCCAAUUAUGAAGUGUCUCUUAAAGCUUUCCUUUUGGAUAAACGUAUUGAGAAAGUUAAGGGAAUAUCAGUUGAUACUCAAGAAGAGAGUCAAAACCGAUUAGAACUGACUAGACUGGAGGCAUAUUAUAAUGAAGUUUCAAAAGCAUUGCAAGUUCUUCAGUACCAAAGUACAAAAUUGGAAAGUGAUAUGAGAAAUUUAACUAUUUGGUAUAACAAUGACUUGAAAGAAAUCGAAGAUAUGAAUUUUCGUAUAAAAGAAGCUCAACUUUACUGCGAAGGUGGUUUGAAAAAAGUCUCUGCAAUGACUCUAGAUAAUCAAGAGCAAAUUGUUGAACUGAGUAUUUUAAAAAUGCGCGUUAAUGGAUGGGAGAAUCAAAUCACACAAUGUCAAAACAGAUCAUACAACUUAGGACGACAUCGGCUUGAAAUGGUUAGAAAUGUUAAAGAACGGAUGGUUGAAACAAAUUCUCAAUAUGAUCUUAUGUGUCUUAAACGUAAACACUUAAUGGAAGAACUAAGUACUUUAAAAUGUGACAUUGGUGAGAGAAUGAUUAAGAUCGAAGCCACAAAAGCCCGUUAUGAACUCACUUCGAAGUUGCUUGGGACUAACGAUGAUGGCUCGUUGGUGACGGCUACUCAAAUGAAAGUUGAAAAUGCUCAGGAAAAGCAAAUGCUUCUAGAGCAAGGUAAUACAUUAAAUGCAAAUGUUCUGAAAGCUGAGUAUGAAAUCAAAGCUAUGGAGCAUACAUUAGCGCUAAUGAAUGGAUCGAAUGAAAUUUACCGUCGAAACUUUGAGGAACUUGAUGAAGAUGCGGAUGAUCUAAAGCUUCUUAAGGAUCUACAAACUGAUUAUUGCCAACAUUUAACUGAACUUAGGAGUCUACGCAAUAAAAUAAUUCAAAAAGAACGACAAAUUGAAAACAUAGGAUUGGAAAAAGAAGUGUUGGAGGAGACACUUCAGGAACUUAUUAGAAAGAGAUUAGAUAACAAUGAGCUUCUUACAAAAGUCCACAAGGAACUUCUUGAUCAAGCAGUAAAAAUUCAGCGUGCAAAUCGUGAAGUAAAAACGGCUUGGAAGACAACGCGCCAACGUUCAUUCGAUUCGGUAUUUCUAACAAUUUACAACAAAGAAUUAGAUUUGCGUGAACUUGAAAAACGCAAUAGUACCGCCUUGCAACUGUUUGCCGAUAUUAUAGAUAAUGAUUCGGAUUUGGCUCCACACACAACAAAAAUGCUCUACGCCAAAGGUAUUGAAUGUCCAAAAGCUAGAAAGUGUCGAACCUUGUCUUCUUGGCGUGGUGAAUUCUCUGAACUUUCAUAUACAUCUACGAAGGAAACACAUUCAUCAAGAUCAAGUGGAUCAGUGAAUUCUUUAGCCAAAAUGACAAGUUCCACUAGGCCAAGCAUAAUUUCGAUUGAUUUUCCAGUAGAAAUUUCCAGCCACCGAAAAUAAAAAACCAUUAUUCAAAAGACGUUUUGUUUUUAUUUAUUUU